AUGCCGUCCGCUCGGUCAUCCGGCGCUGGUGCCAUGCGUGGACGUGGAACAUUUCGCCGUCGUGGCUCAGGCGUAAUGCAGCGCGGACCAACGCGAAAUACUGCUUCGACCGCGACGAAUGUUGAUAUUGCCACCACGCAAAUUGAAGAACGUUUUGCGGCCGUGAAAAGGCAUGACAUUAUUGAUGAGCAGAUGGGCUUUGUGCGUCUGGAACAAGGUGAAACGCGACAAGCAUGGAUGGUGAAUAUGCACCCCACACUCAUGCCUGACGACGCGCACCCCUCCGGACGCUCCGGCGUAGACUACUACUUUAUUCAAGAUGACGCGUCUAUGUUCAAGGUUACUGUGACAUAUCAGCCAUACUUUUUGCUUGGUUGCUUUUCUGGCACAGAGUCCAUUGUGGAAGAGUGGCUUAAGCGUCGGUUUGAAGGUUUACUUCACUCCGUGGAGCGCAAGUACAAGGAUGACCUCAAGCUGCCAAACCACCUUGUAGGUCAUCAGCGUCUAGUGCUGCAACUGCGCUUUAUGAAUGUGCAAGAUCUACUCACAGUACGUAAGGAGCUUUUGCCACUUGCGCAGGAAGCUCAAAAAAAAGUAUCGGCUGUCGAAGCCUAUGCCAAUAUGCUACAUGAUGAGGCGGCCGUCGGCGUGGAAAUGGAAGAGACGUCCUACAUGACGCGUGGCGGCGGUCAGAAUCCAGAGCAAUGCGUUGUGGCGUUGUGGGAGUAUGAUGUGCCGUAUUACUUGCGUGUGGCCAUUGACAAUGACAUUCGUGUUGGGCUUUGGUAUGAUGUAAGCUUUCACGAGGGAACGGUGUCUAUGCGAGCAGUGCCUGAGCGUGUGAAGCGUGCGGAUCCUGUGGUUAUGGCGUUUGAUAUAGAGACCACGAAGCAACCACUCAAGUUCCCCGACGCAGAAGUUGAUGUCAUCAUGAUGAUUUCUUACAUGAUUGAUGGCCAGGGUUUCCUUAUUACCAACCGCGAGAUUAUUAGCGAAGAUAUCGAGGAUUUUGAAUAUACACCGAAGGACGAGUACGAGGGACCGUUUAUUAUUUUUAACGAACCGAAUGAGCUUGCCUUACUUCACCGUUUUUUCUCACAUGUACGCGAAUCAAGUCCGACAGUGAUUGCGACGUACAAUGGUGACUCCUUCGAUUUUAUGUUUGUCGAUACUCGAGCUCGAAUUCAUGGCUUGGAUAUGAAACAGGAAAUUGGCUUUGCGAGGGACUCCGAUGACGAGUACAAAAGCCGGCACUGCGCGCAUCUUGACUGUUUCCGGUGGGUUAAGCGUGACUCGUACCUCCCUCAGGGAAGCCAAGGCCUCAAAGCCGUGACCGUAGCCAAGCUUGGCUACGAUCCCAUGGAGCUGGAUCCAGAGCUCAUGACGCCCUAUGCGUCAGAACAGCCGCAGACUCUAGCACAAUAUUCAGUGUCUGAUGCUGUGGCCACGUACUAUCUCUACAUGAAAUACGUGCACCCUUUCAUUUUCUCAUUGUGCAAUAUCAUUCCCCUGAACCCAGAUGAGGUACUUCGAAAAGGUACCGGCACGCUGUGUGAAACAUUGCUCAUGGUGCAGGCGUACAAGAGUCGUAUUCUCAUGCCGAACAGGCAUGUGGACCCCAUCGACAAUUCUUACGAGGGACAUAUUCUGGAGUCAGAGACGUAUGUGGGCGGACAUGUCGAGGCAUUGGAAGCAGGAGUAUUCCGCAGCGACAUUCCUACUGACUUUCGCAUUGAUCCAUCUGCUAUGCAGGCGCUCAUCGAUGAUCUUGACAAGGCUUUGCAAUUUAGUAUCACAGAGGAAGGACAUAUGACCCUGGACGACAUUGAAAAUUACGCAGAAGUUCGCGCGGAGAUUUGUGGCAUGCUGGAAGAACUCCGUGAUCACCCUGUGCGACAAGACAAGCCGUUGAUCUAUCAUUUGGAUGUGGCUGCCAUGUAUCCCAAUAUUAUGUUAUCAAACCGACUCCAGCCUGACUCGGUGGUAGAUGAGGCGAUGUGUGCCUCGUGUCACUUUAAUCGACCGGGAAUGAGCUGUGACAAGCGCAUGAAAUGGGCAUGGCGUGGUGAAUACUUUCCUGCGAAGCGAGAUGAAAUCAACAUGAUUCGACAUGCGCUUGAUAUGGAGACUUUCCCGGGUCGUGAUGCUCAGGGUAGGACGCGAACAUACCAGGAGCUGAGCGCAACAGAGCAGUCUGCCCUCCUACAAAAGCGCCUCGCGGACUACAGCCGCAAAGUGUACAAACGUGCUCAUGAUACCAAGACCGUUGUGCGUGAAGCUAUUAUUUGCCAGCGAGAGAAUCCAUUUUACAUUAACACAGUGCGCGAUUUCCGUGACCGUCGCUACGAGUACAAGGGUCUGCACAAAAAGUGGAAGAAAAACUUGGAGAAGGCCAACGAGAGUCAUGCACUGAAUGAUACCCUAGAAGCAAAAAAGAUGAUCGUGUUGUAUGACUCGUUGCAAUUAGCCCACAAGUGCAUUCUUAAUUCUUUCUAUGGUUAUGUCAUGCGCAAAGGUGCUCGUUGGUACUCGAUGGAGAUGGCGGGUAUUACGUGCUUGACCGGAGCGACUAUCAUCCAAAUGGCGAAGGAACUGGUCGAUCGCAUUGGUCGUCCCCUGGAAUUGGAUACCGAUGGCAUUUGGUGCAUGCUGCCAGGGACCUUUCCCGAGAACUUUACAUUUCGUUGCAGGAAUGGUAAGCCGUUUGGUGUGUCGUAUCCGUGCUCUAUGCUGAACUAUAUGGUGCAUCGGCGCUUUACGAAUCAUCAGUAUCAUGACCUUGUUGAUGCACGGACGGGCGAGUAUCGCGUGCACAGCGAGAAUAGUAUUUUUUUCGAGUUGGAUGGACCGUACCGCGCCAUGAUUCUGCCAUCGAGUAAGGAAGAAGAUAAGCUGCUAAAGAAGCGUUACGCUGUCUUCGAUGAAGAUGGUUCGCUGGCAGAACUCAAGGGCUUUGAGGUCAAGCGGCGUGGUGAACUUCAACUGAUCAAAGACUUUCAGAAGCAGAUUUUCAGCAAGUUUUUGCUGGGUGACUCACUCGUGAGCUGCUAUGCAGCCGUAGCACAGGUGGCCAAUCAGUGGCUUGAUGUGUUGUACAGCAAGGGCACAACACUUCAUGACGAGGAGCUGAUUGAUCUGAUUGCCGAGAACAAGAGCAUGUCCAAACUGUUGAGUGAGUAUGGCGCGCAGAAAUCGACGGCCAUCACGACUGCCAAACGACUGGCCGAUAUUCUGGGACAGCAGGUUGUGAAAGACCGUGGCUUGGCGUGUAAGUUUAUUGUGUCAGCCAAGCCGCAUGGUGCCCCAGUUACAGAUCGUGCAGUGCCUGUGGCCAUUUUCAAUGCUGACCCUGAUGUGAAAGCACACUUUCUGCGUCGCUUCUUGCGAGACAACUCGCUCACGGACUUUGACUUGCGGAGUAUCCUCGACUGGAACUAUUACAUUGAGCGGUUUGCCGGUGUCAUCCAGAAGCUCAUCACAAUUCCCGCGGCCAUGCAAAAAGUGCCGAAUCCUGUGCCGCGAGUCAGGCACCCUGACUGGCUCAUGAAACGCGUUGCAGCCCGAGAGGACAAAGUAGCACAGGUCAAAUUAGACACGCUCAUGUCCAGUAAGACUGUGCAGGCGCGGACCAAGGCUCCAGCACCUCCGGCAGACAAGCCUAUGCCACAGGCCACUAUGCCGCCCCCUCUGCCGCCGCUGCCGCCAAUCGAGGAAGACUACCCUGGAUGGGUCACAGCUAUGCGCGAACGCUGGCGCCGCCGUCGUGCUGAGCGCCGCGGCGUGCCGAGACCCCAUUCGACCCUAGGUGGUCACUUUGCCGAACGAAACACGGCGAUGGCUUCCGCGACAUGGGACAUUGUGCACCUGGCACCGACGUCGCGACCAGGUGAAUUUCGAAUGUGGGUGCUUGUGGACCGCCAGCUUCAUGCGCUGCGAAUGCAUGUGUCGCGACAAGUGUAUGUCAACUUUGUCCGCCCACCCAAGCCGGGUAUGUUGCGUGAUACGUAUGUGGCCGAGUCUGUGUAUCGAACGCUCCCACGCGGUGCUUCGCCUCGUCACCUGAUGCGCCUCACAAUCCCGGAGAGCGAGUAUGUGGCGCGCGAGUCUCACUUCGCCUCACUGCUCAACCACCCGAAUGUCGAUGGCGUGUACGAAAAAGACGUGCCGCUCGACGUGCGUGCUAUUUUGCAGCUGGGCACUUCAUGCGUCUUGCGUCCUGGCACGCGACUGGCACAUGCGCUAGACACGGGCCUCUCGCUCGCUGACCUCACACAUGCACCUCCCGCGACAAGCCACGCCGCGUAUCUUCGAGGCGGUCGUGCUAUGCGUGUCAUGUAUUUGUACCACGCUUCUGACACGAAGCGGCAUGCUUAUGUACUUGUGAUGAGUGACGGUCAUACUAAGGUGCACAUUGUCGACUCGGCAGGUUUGAAACAAUGGCCCUCUCUUGAGAGUAUGUACGCGGAACGUCUCGAGGCCAUGCGACAGACCGGUCGUGUGCGUGACGGAGAGGGUGCGUUUGAUUACCCGCCGUCGCUCACCUGUGAUGUCGAUGUCCACACUAGUGAGACACAAGUGUUCCGUGCUUUGGCGCGCGAUUUCCGCGAGGCUCGCGCCGCGCGUCACGGUGCACAGCUGCUGACGAUCUGCUCGUCACGGCCCCUGAGCUACUAUGACGCACACAUGCACGUCUCUGCUGAAUUGCCCGUGCUCAUGGUCCCUGCAUCGCGUGCCGAGGACGCUCUGCCCGCUCUUCAAUGGCAAUCAUAUGCAGCUCGGCGUAUGGUCAACUGCUACUUGCGCACGUCGGCGUGGCUGCAUCGCUGGAUCGAGCUCGCCGCGCAUCUUGAUGUACCGCUAGGCAACUUGCCGCGUGACUUUGCGCUCUUUGGUAGCGACGUGGACUUUGCACGGCGCCUGCAGCAGAAUGACAUGGUUUUAUGGUGGACAUCAGCCCCUAGGCCGGACCUCGGUGGGCGUGAAGAAGACACGCAUGCAGGCACAGACGAGCUUGAGAGUCUUGAAAUCACGAAUCCGGGUGCAUACGGCAACGUUUGCCUGGAGGUCCAGGUCUCUGAUCUUGCCCUCAACUGUGUCCUUCAAAAUGCCAGUGUGCACGCCAUGGAGGGUAUAGGCGCUGCAUCUAUGGCACUCGACUCCGCUUCGCAUUCGCUCGACGAAUAUGCUCGGGGCCGUGUGCCAAUGUCUGCUGACCUCGGAGAUGCCGUCUUGACGUCACAGACAUUCACGACGGUACGGAGUAUGGUCAAGGCAUGGCAUAUUGAAAAGACCCGUGGUUCGUCUGUUUGUGCAUCAGUCUUGGCCGACAACUUUUGGCGCUGGGCGAGCUCAGCACGCGCUGCCAUGUACGAACCAGCACUCCAGCGUUUUGUGCAUCGGCUGAUGCGUAAGACUAUGCUGCAGUUGCUCGCUGAACUUCGUCGAUUGGGUGUGCAGAUUGUGUACGCGAACUAUUCGCGUAUGUUACUUCUGACGAACCGCCCGACGGCCGGCAGUGCUGUGGCUUAUGGUCGAUAUCUGAUGAGCGCUGUAACAACGCCAGAUGUAUUCCGUCACAUCAGUCUCCAUAUUGUGCACAUAUGGGAGUACCUCGUGUUUCUGGACAUGGCAAACAUGGGCGGCAUUAUUGCACAUGAACCAGAGAAAGACUUGCCGGACGAUGUGGACAUUGAAAUGGCGUGGAACAUACAGGCAUUUCUGCCACAGGCGCUCCAAGAUCGUUUCGCAAAAGCCGUGGGUGUAUUCAUUUAUGAACUCUACCAGGCGAAGCGCGCGGCUUGCGCAGCACAAGCCGAUCGUCCUGUGAUGCGUGCUCUCUCUCAAAAUACUCAACUUGCAUCCAAUGCCGUCCCUGAAGAAAAAGACCUAUCUAGUGCUGCGGAUGCCAAAUAUAUUGUCGCCCACGCCAUGACACCGCGACUUUUGCGUAUGGUCAGUGAGAUACAGGAAGAGCGAAAGGGCCCUAUCAACAAGGACGAAUGGGCCUUCCCACAGUUGCCAGGCUCACACCUUGUCAUGACCAAUCCCACGCUGGAAUUCAUCAAGGCCACGACACGUGUACUUGCUCUCUUGAAAGAUGCAGCGCUUGAAGCGCAGAUAUGUAAGCGGAACUUGCUUGACCUCAUUGGAGUACGCGAGUUCUCGCCCGUUGCAGAAUGGCAGAAUCCAUGCCUGUCAUUCCGCCUGCCAUGGGUCAUUUGCCAUUUUUGCAACGAUGACCGUACACUGGACCUGUGCCGUGAUGCCGACCUGAUUGCCAGUUCAGAUCAACAUGACUGGCGCUGCGCGCGCUGUGACACAUUGUAUGAUCGCACAGACAUUGAGCUGCGCCUCAUUGCCCUUGUACAGCAACAAGUUGCUCAGCAUGCUGUCCAGGAUCUUGUGUGCAGUCGAUGUGAGCGCGUCAAUACGUCGAACCUUGCACCAUACUGUUCGUGCUCCGGAUCUUGGGUUCACAAAACUUCGCCGGCAGACACGAACCGUCGCUUGCAUCAUGCCCUAGCCAUUGCUCAGUUCCACGCAUUCCCCUUGCUCGAGGCCACCGUCCAAAUGUGGUUGGCGUCAACGUAA
Messenger RNA from Malassezia restricta, 6591 nucleotides. RefSeq names its product DNA polymerase epsilon subunit 1. The coding region runs from base 1 to 6591 and encodes 2196 amino acids. NCBI's taxonomy places the organism in Eukaryota, Fungi, Basidiomycota, Malasseziomycetes, Malasseziales, Malasseziaceae. The record is from RefSeq and is a predicted model, not a curated record. Gene Ontology annotation, molecular function: zinc ion binding; DNA binding; nucleotide binding. Gene Ontology annotation, biological process: base-excision repair, gap-filling; leading strand elongation; DNA replication. The transcript has a single exon. Gene Ontology annotation, cellular component: epsilon DNA polymerase complex; nucleus.